AUGAAAAGCGAAGGCGGAGCCGCCCUUCCCUCCACAAAGCUGCUAAGCUCUCGCCAUGCAAGAAAGCCUGCAGUUCUUGGGCAUCGUCGCGCAGCGGCAGCGACAGCGACAGCGACAGCGGCGCCUUCCCACCGCUCUCCGCAUCAAGCGUUCUCGGGGUGUCUGUCCUCCGCAGAACGGCCUGCUGCCGCCGCUGCUUCCCAUAGCCCCCUAUGCGCGGGUUCCUCCCCUCUAGAAGCUGCUGCCUGGGCCCCCAAAGAGGGGUCUGUAGGCACUCCUCUUGGAGGCAGCGAGGCAGGGAGGCGCGCAGCCGUCGUGGAUAUCAUCAUGAGCUACGCUGCCGACUUGCAACGCUGCUUUGGGGGAGCUGCAUGCGAUGUCGCCCGGGUGUCUGUACAGCUCGCUGUCUCGAUUUUAGAUCGGUCGGGUUUACUCCGAAAAGCAAAGAAGGACCCCCAGGCAGUCCGUUGCUGCGCCGCAUUUUGUUUGUCUCUGGCCCUUCAGCAUGAGGCUCCUAAUAGCAUGGCGUUAGAGGGAAAGCUGAAAAAGCUGCUGCUUCUAGAGCGGCUAGUCCCCGAAUCCUUUGGAGUUUCCUUCGGCGAGCUGCAGAGGCAAGUGCUCGACUGCCUCCAUUGCCGAGUGGCAGCACCCCUCCCCAUUGAUUUCGCCUCCUACUUGCUCUACGAAACUGCGGCGUUUGGAGGGGCCCCCGGGGGCCCCUCCGCGUCUACCGUAGAGCUUGUUUGCUAUCUUCUGGACUGCUUUUCCCUUACUCCGGAGGCAGCCGUAACUCCCGCCUCAUUGGCUGCGGCUGCAGCUGUAGAGCUGGCGAGGCGUAUCGCCUACGCAGACAGGGAGGCUCCCAUAGGGGGGGGGGGGGCCUACGGACAGGAGAUUGAAGGCUACAGCAAACAGCAGCUAAGAGCGACUCUUAAGACAAUUCAUUCAUUUUUAACGACGAAGGCUGCAAAAUACCCUGGACUGAAGAGGCUCCACGAAAAAGGCUGGGCUGCUGUGAACUGGCAGCUGCCGCACAGCUAG
Cyclospora cayetanensis is the source of this 1041-nucleotide messenger RNA. RefSeq lists its product as uncharacterized. The coding region runs from base 1 to 1041 and encodes 346 amino acids. The record is from RefSeq and is a predicted model, not a curated record. The transcript is spliced from 2 exons. Lineage: Eukaryota; Apicomplexa; Conoidasida; Eucoccidiorida; Eimeriidae.